UCCUUCUCUAACCCAACCUUAACACUUUCCAAAUCCAAUUUUCUAAUAUUCAUCUUAAAAUUAACACACCACAACUUCUCUUAAUUCUACAAAUUCAUAGUACACAAUGGCAAGUUCUAUGGCUUUAUGUCGUCUAGCUAUAAUAUUGGUCAUUAAUAUUGUUAUGGCUGGACCAUCCUAUGCACAAAUAAGCACUCCAUGUAACCCUUCAACAAUAACCACUCUCUUUACACCUUGUAUGAGUUUCCUUACAAGUAGUAGUGCUAAUGGCACCUCACCUACUACUCAAUGCUGCACUGCUCUUAAAUCCCUUACUAGUAGUGGCAUGGACUGUUUGUGUCUCCUUGUUACUGCUAGUGUUCCGUUCCAGAUUCCGAUUAACAGAACCUUGGCCAUCUCUCUUCCUCGUGCCUGUAAUAUGCCCGGUGUUUCAGUCCAAUGCAAAGCCUCAGCUUCACCACUUCCUGCUCCUGGACCAGUGGCUCUAGGACCAUCUUCUUCACCUGUAUCAGCUCCAUCUACUCCUUCAGGAUUUACUCCAACACCUAGUCCUAAAGAAUCUUCUGAUCUUCCUUCACCAACUUCAUCUCCUCUGGCACCACAACAAGACACAAAUGUUCCCCUGUUGACUCCACCAUCUACAGUGGGAAGCGGCCGCUCUUCUCUGACUCCAUCAUCGGCUGUGUCAUCUUACAAUGUCUCACCUUCUUCUGUUCUGUUGAUUGCACUGGGAUUUGUUGUUCUCAAAUUCUACUAGAUUCUGUGUUAGGCAUAUAUCCUAUGCAGGAGUACCUAUAGUUUGUUACUAUAUAUUUUUUGUAGUGUGCAUUGAUUGAAAUUGCAUUUAUGGAUUAUUUGAUAUUUGAUAUAUGUAAAAGAAUGGAAUAAAGUUUUUGUUA
Trifolium pratense (red clover) is the source of this 899-nucleotide messenger RNA. Its product is annotated as non-specific lipid transfer protein GPI-anchored 20-like. Bases 107 to 757 code for a protein of 216 amino acids. The transcript has 4 exons. The record is from RefSeq and is a predicted model, not a curated record. Lineage: Eukaryota; Viridiplantae; Streptophyta; Magnoliopsida; Fabales; Fabaceae.